Messenger RNA from Oldenlandia corymbosa var. corymbosa, 864 nucleotides. NCBI's taxonomy places the organism in Eukaryota, Viridiplantae, Streptophyta, Magnoliopsida, Gentianales, Rubiaceae. The record is from the annotation of a GenBank genome assembly.
AUGUCUGGGUAUCCUAGCAAUAAUUGGGAGGAUCACCAUUCCGCAGUACGCCGUCAUUGGAAUAGGAGAAAAGAGUUCGUACUACGAGAUUUGGAGGAAGGAGAUCCUGGUUCCGUAUAUGAGGGGUACUAUGAAUGGUUUAUGGUGAACACUAUCAGAUUGAUAUCCAAUCCCGGUAAUUAUGAACCUCAAGGAUACGAGACUUCUUCGAGCCGCGUGAAAUUAUAUGGUGAAGUAUUGAACAACAUUCGCGUGAGUACCGAGAGGUUUAGAGAAAAACGAGAAGAUGAUAAUCUCCUAGACGAAGAACUUGACAAGCAUUUGGACGAUAUCAUCAAUCAAACACAUGCUUGCUUUAACCUUGGCGCAAAUGAUGAGAUGGAGGUGGAUGAUACCCAAAUCUGGUUGAUGAAGAUCCAUUUUUCCCUCACAACCUCCGCCGGUAAAAAGCGAAACCGUGGUCAAGAGAUAAGAUUGGAGGAGGAAGAAAGAGAAGGUCACAAUCCCCUGGACAUCGCAACAACAAACGAGGGUCAACAAAAUGAGGAUCAAGCACAUUCCUCUCGAGGCUCGCGCAUCCAUGUCGAGACUCAUUUUGAAGAAGUUGUGGACCCGAGACUCGGUUUGACAUUGGUGGACCCGAGACUCGGUUUGACAUUGGUGGACUCGAGACUCGGUUUGGUGGACGAUCGCAACCACAACCGGAGUCAAAUUUAUCACCAUGGGGAGUCCCAAUCUCAACCCCAAAUCGAGGCUCGGUUUGGUGGACAGUCGCAACCACAUCAAAGUUCAAUACUCACAUAUCUUAAGAGGAGACGAGGAUCCGACGGGCCCAAACAAAUACACUCCGGAUGCGCACAAUAA